This is a messenger RNA of Ectocarpus siliculosus, 1011 nucleotides long. The record is from the annotation of a GenBank genome assembly. Lineage: Eukaryota; Phaeophyceae; Ectocarpales; Ectocarpaceae.
AUGCGACGUUUUAUGAGGGUCGUAGGGUCAUGGAGUCCUGUGCUGUCGUGGGAGGCAGCACCUGGUGCUAGCAGAGUGAGACAAGCCAUCAAGCCCAUCUACCUCUUCGAGUCGACGAUCCGGACAUGGCUCGUCCAUGCACCGAGGGUGCUGUCCAAGCGCUUCCCUUCUUUCAACCGUACCAUUAGCUUGCUCUUCAUGUACAUGAUGUUUCAAGUGCUGGCCAUCCUAGGCGCCUUCCUGCUCAACGCCAUCUGCAGCGUCACCCUGGACAUUUCGGGACUGGCCGCGAAGCACGCCUUCGACUUCUCGCUGAAUCGGUCCAUCGCGCACGGCUUCGCCACGUUUUACGUCACGUACUCCACCAUCCGUGUGUUUGUGCGGUUCGGGCAAGCGAUCGGCGUGAUCGCCUGGGAGUCCCUCGACGACUUCCCCGACGCCCGAAAGAUCGUCAACCACGCCACCUCCCAGUGGCCGAUGUUCAUCUUCAUCGUCUUCAUCCCCCAGUGCCUGAUGGCGCUUUCGCUCGUGGGAACUCCCUGGCUGUGCAAGGGCGUCGCCGUACCCGAGAGGGUGGGGGGCGUGUUCCACCGGGACCCCGGCAUUAGCCAGGCGUUUCCCUUUCACCUCAAGUGGCAGAGCUUUUUGGAGGCGGCGAGGCAGGACGGUCUCGCCGAUCGCCUGCAGAGCUUCGUGUGCGUGCGAACCCCCCUGCUGUACCUGACGAGACCAUAUCCUAACCCGAGAAGGACAAUGUCGGCGGUGCUCGUGGUGGGGCUCGUGCAGUACGUGCAGGUAUUUGGAUUGCUGGACAUGAACACGGAAGACGGGCGAGAUCUGCCGGUCAUGCAGCACGGGACGGGUUGGAGCACUGUAACAUGUAGUUCUGACUGCGUGCAGGUCGCCAUAGACGUGUUGACCGCACUACACCGGAACCCCACGUUGUACUGUUCCGGGCAACACUGCUGGAGGUCACCGCGCGUGUACGAGAGUUUUCUAAAUAGACGUUGA